Molecule: messenger RNA, 1476 nt
Organism: Apaloderma vittatum (bar-tailed trogon)
Lineage: Eukaryota; Metazoa; Chordata; Aves; Trogoniformes; Trogonidae
Product: probable G-protein coupled receptor 133
Exons: 13
Source: RefSeq, a predicted model, not a curated record
AUGGAGAACUUAUUAUCUCUGCUCUGUUGUUAUUAUUCUUUGCUGAUUUUGUUUCAGUACAAAUAUCAGGUGCAUGGAAACUAUUCCCAGCUACCCAAACACCCAGGGUUCAAAGUUCUUGCCUCAGCUUCUCAUUACUGGCCAUUGGAAGAUGUGGAUGGAAUUCAUGAAUUUCGGGAUGCGAAUGGAGAUAUGGUAGAAGGAAUGGUGAACAAAGGAAUUUACGUCACUGAAAAGAAAGGAGUUACCUUUCUCUUUUUUGGAAGCUAUCAAAAUUCUUGCAUUAGUAAUCCAGAGGUUUGUGGACCAGAAGGUGUAACAUUUUCCUUUUUCUGGAAGACGCAAGAUCAGCAAGCUAAGCAUCUCCCUGCCUCUGGUGGACAAGUAAUUUCUAGUGGUUUCAAAAUCUGUUCCAAUGAAGGUGAGGGCUCAGUGGAAUUCUACACCCGUGGAAGUGCCAUGAUGAAGUGGAAAGCAAGCUUUAGUCCACCAGGGCCUUAUUGGACUCAUAUCCUCUUUACUUGGAAAUCGAGAGAAGGACUGAAAGUCUAUGUCAACGGAACUCUAAACACAACUGAUCCAGAUGGGAAAGUUUUCUAUGAUUAUGGAGACCCCAGUGCAAAUCUACUGACUGGGACAGAGGGGGAUCAAACCAAGCGCUAUGUGAAUGGGGCAUUUGAUGAAUUCAUUAUAUGGGAAAGGGCACUCACCCCCAAUGAGAUUGAGCAGUACUUUACAGCUGCGAUUGGUGUGCAAGUUUUGCUCUCUUCAACGAUUCCGUGGUCUGUGAUGACAACCACUACAAAACCUGCGCUCUCUCCGAACGCCUAUCAACCCAUCAUCACGAAUCUGACCGAGGAGAGAGGGAACUUCCACUCCCCCGACACCAUGCUGGGCUACCUGGAGAACGUGUCCUUCAGCUUACCCCACAAAUCCUUGUCAGAAAAUACUGCUCUAAGCCUGACAGAGGCCUUUUUACAAGUUAUUGAAGACUUUCUGUUAUUGCCUAACUGGAUUGAUGUACAAGAGACUGCUUAUAUAUUUGGAAGUUUAAUUCAAACUAUUGACAGUGUGAUGGCUCAUAUGAUGCACAAUCUAGACGAAGAAUCGUUACCUUUAACUGUUGAGGGCAUGUCGUCUGUGGCAGAUUACACCUUGGUCAAAAUGCAUCCUCAGAGUCUGAAUUUGUCACACUAUCGAUUUCCAUCUCAAGGACAGAGUUAUAUUUCCAUUCCCAGUGAAGCUUUUCAUGAGAAAGCUUGGAUUACCAUUGUUGGCCUGCUUUACCAUAACAUGCAUUAUUUCUUUCAUAAUAUCAACCCUAUGGAUACCAAGAUUGCUGAAGCUGCUGCCUACAAAGGUUACAUGAUCUCAGCAACCAGUUAUCUUAUCUCUAUCAAAGUGGAACCCCUACCCAAGUUGUCCCACAACCUGUCAGGAUCUCCUCUUAUUACCAUCCAGCUCACCCACAAACUG